UAUUCGAUUCCCAAAUUGGUUCAAAGAUCCUUCAAUAAUUUCCAAUUUCCAUAUCACCAACCAUCGUCUCAAGCUUUUCUACGCAUCCUUGUGCUAAAUUCCUGGUGUUCUUCGAUUUCUCUUCAUCAUCCAGCAAGGUCUCGGUUUUCGAACCAGAGUUAUCUUUCCAGGCUAAAGACAAUAAAUACUGCAGUGUGACUGAAACUGAAUCAGUAAUUUUCUUGACACCAUUAUGGAUGAGACAAAAAAUAGUGAUGAUUUUACCUUUUGGCAGGUUGGUGAUGAGAAGAAAAAUGAACCAAAAGGUCUUCCAGAUGUUAGUAGUAUGAGUAUAGAAGAUAAAAACAAAAGUAGUGGAACUAUUUGGGGUGAUAAUUCCAAUAUUAAUGCUGAUGUGGCAAAACAGGAGAAAGUUGGAUCCUUGACAUUUAAGGUUAUUGAUGCAUCUUCACAAAGAAAGUCAACGGAACCUUCCAAACAAACAGCAGGGGUAGAUGUGGAAAGUUCAAAUAAUGCAUCACAAAAACCAAAAAGUGUUGGAAAGAAGCCAGUUUCAAGGGCAAAAGUUCCUUAUCAAAUUGGGUAUAGUCAUAUGGAUUGGCUCAAGGUUACUAGGACACAUCCUGAUUUAGCAGGAUUAAAAGGGCAGUCAAACAAGAGAGUUAUAUCUUUAAGUGAAGUCAAACAACACCAAUCAGAGGACUCCAUGUGGACUGUUCUUAAAGGCCGUGUCUACAACAUCACUCCAUACAUGAAAUUUCAUCCUGGAGGUGUUGAUAUGUUGAUGAAGGCGGUUGGAAAAGAUUGUACAGCUUUAUUUAAUAAAUACCAUGCUUGGGUGAAUGCGGAGUUUAUGUUGGAGAAAUGUCUUGUUGGUAUUUUGGAAGAAAGCCGGCAAUGAUUUAAUAUUAUAAAUAUUUAUGAGGACCGAAAGAAGUGAAAUUUUUAUACAAGGAACACAAAAACAUUGUAAUAUUUGACAUGUGAAAGAACAAUAGUAUUUGAGUUAAAAGCUGUAGCGAAAUUGGAUGUAAAUUUAUGAUUAUCAUGUCAUAUACUGCUAUUACAUA
Molecule: messenger RNA, 1070 nt
Organism: Lactuca sativa (garden lettuce)
Lineage: Eukaryota; Viridiplantae; Streptophyta; Magnoliopsida; Asterales; Asteraceae
Gene: RLF
Product: reduced lateral root formation
Cellular component (GO): cytoplasm
Molecular function (GO): heme binding; cytochrome-b5 reductase activity, acting on NAD(P)H
Source: RefSeq, a predicted model, not a curated record